UCAACAAAACAGCAUCAGUUUAAUUUGAAUUCCAUCAUGCAGCAGACCACAGCAUCAAACAGGCGAACGAUGAACUCGUUGGAGCGUCGAAAACGUUACCAGGAGCUGAUAGAUCAAGGGCAUGACUUAGCCCUGAGGACGCAAACCCAGAAAGCCAUCGACAUAUUUCAGGGCGUUUCGUCGAUUCUCAUGCAAACCAACAGUCUCAUGCAGCAGGGCAUAGAACAUGAGCGGAUGGAUAAUGCGUCCGAAGUGUGUAUGAACGUUCAGGUCGUAAAAAUGAGCCACGACCUGGUUGGAGCUGCUCUACAACAGAACGAAAGCUCUCAGUUCUGCGAUGAAGAAUUCGCUGCCGCCAUAAUGACCUAUGUCGGUAGCACCGAUAGCCAGGAAGGAUGGGAAGCGAUCGGCGAGGGAGGAAUAACAGCCUUCCGCAUGUCGAAACAUUCCCCCUGCCUUCUCGGUACAUUUAAUUUUCAGUCGGUUCCGAUGGAAAAAGUAGUGAAAGAACGUCGCCGACGACAACGCCAAGAGCUGGGAGAAGCCCGCAAACCGGAAACGGUUCAUAAGCUAAACCAAGAGGAGGCGGAUGCACGAAAACUGCAAGACAUAAUGGAGCAAUUGAAAAACAUCUACGAAGAAAGAGGCUCAUCCAUUCCAUACUUCGAGCUUGUGACGGACCCGACUGACUACAUGUGCACUGUGGAUACUGCAUUUCAGAUCUCUUUUCUUAUUCGCGAUGGUGCCGUCGCUUUGGAAACGGUCGGAAACGUCUUACGUGCCCGACCCACCACCGACCUCGAGAAGAAGCAAAGCAAGAGCAGCGAUGAUAAUAUUCAAGCUAUUCUGUCGCUAAACUGGACACAAUGGAAGAAUGCAAUCAAGCAAUACCGCUUAACAAGGCCCCUCCUGACCAUCGAUCGAGACAUGCUCGAUGAAAGCAACGCUGGACAGUGAUUUAGGACAACCAAAACCGCCAUGCCGCAUGUACAAAUAACACAUAAUCGUUCUUUGUUAAAAUAAGUAACGGUAAGGGAAACAUGUAUCAGUUUGUCAUCAAAUGAAGAAAAGAAAAACCAUCCAGUUCAAAAAUUUUAAAAUGUGAUUUAG
This is a messenger RNA of Anopheles coustani, 1110 nucleotides long. RefSeq names its product EP300-interacting inhibitor of differentiation 3 (gene Nse4). The record is from RefSeq and is a predicted model, not a curated record. Lineage: Eukaryota; Metazoa; Arthropoda; Insecta; Diptera; Culicidae. Gene Ontology annotation, cellular component: Smc5-Smc6 complex; nucleus. Gene Ontology annotation, biological process: DNA repair. The coding region runs from base 37 to 957 and encodes 306 amino acids. The transcript has 5 exons.